UAAAAAAAAUGUCGUUACUAGUUAACGUUUUUAAAAUGGUUGAACCAUUUUCGUAAAUAGAAAAUCUAUUUAUUAGACAAUAUGUGUGUUGAAUCGAUAAACUGAAUUGACUGAGAUUCCGAUUCCAUAUUCGAGAAUGUGUUCUCUGAAUAAGGAAACUGACGAAUGCAUUGCUGAAAGAUUCAAAAGAGAUUAUACUGAACAGUUCCACAUUUUAGUACGAAUGCACCUGUCUUUUUUAUUAGACAUCAACACAGAUGAGAAUGAAUGCUUAUCAGAAAAAGGGAAACUUAAAAAAUUUGCCCCCUUCACAAAGAAAUCUAAAUUUCGUGGUGUUAUGGAAGGGGCACCACUUACUCAGGAAGGUAUAUGUCAAGUUUAUCAGCUUAUAGAAUUUCUCAAAAAAGAAGACAAUAUGAAAAGUGAAGGUAUAUUCAGAAGGACUGGUUCAAUAGAAAGGCAGCAAGAUCUCAGGAAUUUCUUGAACCAAGGUGUCACAUUACAGCUAGAAGAAAGUACAUAUAGUGUCCAUGAUUGUGCUUCAGUCCUAAAGGGCUUCCUGGCUGAAUUACCAGAUCCAUUGCUAACUGAAGCACAUUUUCCAGUAUACUGCCAAAUAGCAGAAAGUUGUGGUAUUGCUCAGAAACCUACUCAAGAAAUAAAAUUAUUAGAAGCAAUACAACUCCUUCUGUUGCUAUUACCAACAGAUAACAAAGUUCUAUUGAAAGACAUCUUGGAACUAUUACAUCUCACAGCAUCUUUUGAGAGUUUCAAUAGAAUGUCAGCAGACAAUUUGGCAAAAUUAUUCACUCCCCAUUUGCUGUGCCCAAGGAAGCUGUCACCAGAGAAUCUAUUGAAAGAUUCACAAACCUUGUUUGGAAUAAUCAGUUUCAUGAUAACAAAAACCCCAGAGCUUUUCAAAAUUCCUCCAAAAUUGGUAUUGGAGUUCAGGGCCAGAUAUGAGAAGAAAAAAGUUUUGUCACCUACAAAGAAGUUUAAUGAAUCUGUAUCAGAUGCUGCAAACACAGUCUUCACUUUUGUAGAUCAAGAAAGGACAGCCAAAGAAAAUGAGUCUAAUCCAACAGAAACAGCUUUAGCUCAGUUGUAUGCCCAUAUCCAAAGCUUACCAGAGUCAUCUAAGAAGAGGAAGUUGGUUAAACAAUUCAACAAAGAAAAUGGACAUGGUACUCCUCUGCAAGUUAUCAAAAGUGGACACUCUAAAAAUAAGAGUUUUGGAGAUUCCAUCAAGAAACACAUUUUCCAAAAGAGUUUGGCAAAAAAGAGAGGUUAUUUGCUCAGGUCUUCAUCUAGUGAUGAAGUAUUGGAUAGCCCUUCAAACUCUCAAUCGAUUGUCGCUAGGGCUCGCCUAUUCUGCCACCAUAACUGCGACACCAGCAACGAUCGCAGCGGGGAAGAGAACCCGCCGAAGAAGCCGAAGAUGGCCGAGGACGCGACGACGUCGCCCGAUGCGGACGUGAGCGGUGGUGGGGGGACGCAUGCGCAUAAAGUUUGCGUGACGAGCACGCCUGCGUGUGUGCCUAUGAGGGCGUGCCGCGAAAAUUUGUUCACGCCCGACCAGCAAAGCCCGAAGUCGAUGUCGCCUAUAACGAGGUCGACGCAGAGAAUGACUAGAGCGAUGCAGGAAACUAUGAUGACACCAAGGAGCAGAAAGCCAGUUUUACUAUUAUCGGGUACCAACAUCAACACCCUGUACAAGCCAGAGCAGACCAGUUGGGCAAUGGACAAUGUGACUGAAGAAGUAUCAGAAACUCCUAAUGUCAAUGAUCAGAAAGAAUUUAAGAAGUCCAAAAGUGAAGGUGACAUAGGAACUAAGUCUAGCACUAGCAAAAUGAAUAAUAGUGAGCCCCCCACAGUAUUAUCAGAAACAUUCAAGGAUUAUCUGAGUAACAGAGACAUCCUGACUUUAUCUGAUGACGAAGAUUCUAGUUUUUCUAGUAGGACUGACGACUUCAAUUCUACUGAUGAUCUCAAUGACUGGAGCCAAAAUAAGCUGAGUGAAUCUCUGCUUUAUUGUUUGGAUGGAAAUAAACCUGAUGACGACGUUGAUAUGACUGAAAAUGAUGAAAAAGAAUUGUUGUUGAAACCAAAGCAAUUUGAUGCUAAUGGAACACCUAUUGUAUUUGAAACAUCUUUUUGAUGGAAGUUAGCUUUUAUAGGUUUCAAUUAUAAAUGCAAAUAGUAUCAAUAUGUAAUUUUUAUAUACAAGUAUUCUUAUAAUUUUGUUUUAAUAUACUGUUUAAAAAAUGAAAUAAGUCUCAUUAAUAAAUAUGGAAAAUAUAUAAUUUCAACUUAGCAGCUCAGAACAUGUCAUCAUGAGUGAGGUCUGCUAGGAGAUGUAAUCCUCUUUCUUUCAAAGCUUUUGAUAGCAACUUCUGUUUCUCUUGCUUCAAUUCCUGUUCUCUUCUUUGGGCAGCUAAUAUAUCAUCUACAGAUACUUCUGUUAAAGGUAGUUCACUUUCUUUGCUGGAAUCCUUGAAGAAUUGAAAAUGAAAUACUGUUUAAAGAAAUUUUGAAUGGGCUUACAAUUUCUCCAAGUAAUACAACAUUCUCUCCUCUUACUAUGAAUACACCUCUAGGUAUGUCCCCAUACUCUUUUCCUACAUGUAUGCGCUCUAUGGUCUGAUGUAGUACUAGAUUUGCAAAUUGAUCCACACUCCUCAGGUAUCCAAUGAGAGUUCUUCCAUCUCUGAGUAAAACCAUCAACUUUUCUGAAAUAUACCAAAUGAUUG
Messenger RNA from Phaedon cochleariae (mustard beetle), 2750 nucleotides. The record is from the annotation of a GenBank genome assembly. NCBI's taxonomy places the organism in Eukaryota, Metazoa, Arthropoda, Insecta, Coleoptera, Chrysomelidae.